Messenger RNA from Truncatella angustata, 1023 nucleotides. Its product is annotated as thioredoxin. The transcript is spliced from 3 exons. Bases 381 to 818 code for a protein of 145 amino acids. Gene Ontology annotation, molecular function: protein-disulfide reductase activity. The record is from RefSeq and is a predicted model, not a curated record. Lineage: Eukaryota; Fungi; Ascomycota; Sordariomycetes; Amphisphaeriales; Sporocadaceae.
AUCAGGCAAAUCAAAGAUUGAAGAAAUGGCGGACAGCAAAAAACGAUUGUUUUCUGCAAAGCAUUCCGGCAGCAUCGCGUCAUCAAAAACAUACUUACAAAUCCCGACCCUUACAUCAUUUCCGCAACACGUCCGCAUAUACAGACACAAUCGUUGGUUGAUACAGCUCAAAAUAGACCUGCAUCAAUUCUCGGAGCUUCCAGUGCCUUGAAACAGACCCUGCUGAUACUGUAGUCCGUCUCUGGCCUUACCAAUCCACUUCCACGUCCCUUCUUGUUCUUCCUGUUGCUGUUGGUGAGCCGAAACCACUCCGAGCCACUUUGGAGUUGCACUUUUAGAUAAAACCCACUUUCCCCUCAACGCCAUCGCCUACCUCCCACAUGUCUGCAUCAACACUCCUGCGCAAAACAAUUCAGUCUUCCCUUAGACAAACAGCUUUUAGACCAUCUCAACUUUCCUCACUUCGCCAAUUCCACACCACCUCGCCCAAAAUGACUGUCCACAACCUCCAGACCGCUGAAGCCUUCAAGGAGGCCAUUAAGAACAACAAGGUUGUCAUGCUUGACUGCUUCGCUACCUGGUGCGGUCCUUGCAAGGCCAUUGCCCCCAUUCUGGCCAACCACUCCAACGACGAGAAGUACAAGGACGUCUUCUUCGCCAAGAUCGAUGUUGACGAGCUCCCCGAGAUCAGCCAGGAGCUCGGCAUCCGCGCCAUGCCGACCUUCAUGCUGUUCAGGGACGGUGAGAAGGCUGAGGAGCUGGUUGGCGCCAACCCCAACGCUCUCAUCGGUCUCCUCGACAAGGGUGUUACUGCUUAAUUGCGAUGCACAAGUAUUGAGCGGACGUCGCUGGCGAAGAAAGAAAUCGUCAGUAUGUUUAUUGAGCAUGAGGAAGCCGCAGCGGAAUAACGAUACCCAUACCGUUGACAUGCAUGCUGGUACGCAUUGCGUGGGAUUGCUUCGAGAUAGGGCACAUAGACUCAGGUAGACGGAACGCCUGAAAUAUCAGAUUUCGUACAAACAA